Messenger RNA from Cyphellophora europaea CBS 101466, 1344 nucleotides. RefSeq names its product 1,3-beta-glucanosyltransferase gel1. The transcript has 2 exons. Gene Ontology annotation, cellular component: cytoplasm; fungal-type cell wall. NCBI's taxonomy places the organism in Eukaryota, Fungi, Ascomycota, Eurotiomycetes, Chaetothyriales, Cyphellophoraceae. Gene Ontology annotation, biological process: fungal-type cell wall (1->3)-beta-D-glucan biosynthetic process. Bases 1 to 1344 code for a protein of 447 amino acids. The record is from RefSeq and is a predicted model, not a curated record. Gene Ontology annotation, molecular function: 1,3-beta-glucanosyltransferase activity.
AUGCGUACCGCCGCCGCCGUGACUGCUUUGGCAGCUGGUGCCUCAGCGUCCUUCAUCAAGCGUGACGUGCAGUCUGUGUCCGUCAAGGGCAAUGCCUUCUUCGCUGGCAAUGACCGCUUCUACAUGCGUGGCGUCGAUUACCAACCUGGUGGUUCCUCCGACGUUGCCGAUCCCAUUGCCGAUGCCGAUGGCUGCAAGCGUGACAUCUCCCAGUUUCAAAAGCUUGGUCUCAACACCAUCCGCGUCUACACUGUCGACAACACGGCCGACCAUGACGAGUGCAUGAACGCAUUGGCAGAUGCUGGCAUCUACCUUGUCCUCGACGUCAACACUCCCAAGUACUCCCUCAACCGUGGUGACCCUAACCCAUCGUACAACGAGCACUACCUCCAGAGUAUCUUUGCCACAAUCGACAUCUUUGCCAAGUAUGACAACACCCUUGCCUUCUUCUCUGGCAACGAGGUCGUCAACGACCCGGAGAGCUCCAAGGUUGCUCCUUACGUCAAGGCCGUCACCCGUGACAUCCGUCAAUACAUCCGUAACCGUGGCUACAGAGAGGUCCCAGUCGGCUACUCGGCCGCUGAUGUCCAGGAGAACCGCCUCGAGAUGGCCGAGUACAUGAACUGCGGUACUGAUGACGCUCGUUCUGACUUCUUCGCUUUCAACGAUUACUCCUGGUGUGAUCCUUCCGACUUCCAGACCAGCGGUUGGGAUCAGAAGGUCAAGAACUUCACCGGCUAUGGUCUGCCCAUCUUCCUCUCAGAGUAUGGUUGCAACACCAACAAGCGCGAUUUCGGUGAGGUCAAGUCGCUCUACAGCACCGAUAUGACGCCCGUUUAUUCUGGCGGUCUGGUCUAUGAGUACUCCAUGGAGCCCAACAAGUACGGCCUAGUCGAGAUAUCGUCCGACUCGGUCGAAGAGCUUGAUGACUUCACUGCUCUCAUGGAUGCAUUCAAGAGCACUCCCAACCCCGAUGGCGAUGGUGGCUACAACCAGACUGGUGGUGCAUCGGGCUGCCCUGCCUACAACCCUCCCAACUGGGACGUCAAAGACGACACCCUUCCCGCCAUCCCUGAGGGUGCUAUGAAGUUCAUGACCGACGGCGCUGGCACCGGCCCGGGUCUCAACGGUCCUGGCUCGCAAAACGCUGGCGGCGAAUCGAGUGGUACAGCUACAGCUGGCAGCGGCGAGCCCACGAGAUCUGGAGGAAGCGGCGGCUCCAGCAGCACUGGCGGUUCUGACUCUGGCGCCUUCACCAUUCAAGCCCCUCAGAUGGCCUUCGCUCCUCUGGUCUGUGGUGCCGUUGUCGUCCUGUCCACUCUCUUUGGUGCGACUCUGUUGUAA